AGUGUUUGGCUAGAUCUCGCUUGGGGAGUGUCGCACCUUUUCCUCUCGUCUGGUUUUCACUUAACAUCAUGUUGGAAGACACAUGAAACGAGCACGAUUUGUUUUGAUUUCUCCGCUAAGUGAUACGUGUGUGGUGGCAAACAUACCUCGACAGUGGUGAUUGAAAGAGUGUCAGAAUGAGCGGCAGAAGGAGAGGAGGAGGAGAGUGGCUGGUGGUAACGUGUGUGACUCUCGCUGUCUGCCUGGGAGCUGGGGCCGCGGCUGACAAAGGUAAAUUUGUGUUCUGCGCUCCUGCUGCGUCACAUUCAUGCCCAGAUGGAAAGUGGAGUGGCCUGUCAUUUUCCGUGCAGCCUGUGGACACUGUGGUGCGGCGGCGGGGCCCAGCAUGGCUGCACUGCAAGGCACGGGGUCAGCCUGAGCCGACCCUCACCUGGCACCGCGACAACUCCCCUAUUGACACCACAAGUGACUCCCGCAGGUAUGUGCUGCCUAAUGGGACGCUGCACUUCACGUGGGUGAACGGGCCUAGGUCAGAACAAACUGAUGAGGGAAUCUACCACUGCCAAGCCUCUUCCCCUGGUGUGGGCACUAUUGUGUCCACUGGUGCCAGGUUAAGCAUUGUGGGCGGCUGGGAAGAGGAUGCUCUGCCAAAAUUUGAUGAGCAGCCUCAGGACAUGACGGUGUUUGAGGGAGAGCGUGCUAGAUUUCCAUGUGCCCUGGCCAGCACCCCGUUACCCACCAUCAAAUGGUUCAGAAACAGUCAUCCAUUAGAGCUUGAUUCACGGAUGACUCGCCUUCCAUCUGGUGCCUUAGAAAUAGAGAAUGUAGCCACAACAGAUGAAGGUGAAUACUACUGCCAGGCCAGUAGUCUCGACAAAAGCAAAGUGUCACAGCAAGCUACACUCAAUGUGGAGGAAGCCUACGCUCUCCGAGACACUCAGCGACCCAUGUUUAUUGCUCGGCCAAAGUCUGCUAUUGGCAAAGUUGGAGACAACAUCACUCUUGACUGUGCUGCCAAUGGAUACCCAGAGCCAACCGUAGUGUGGCUUAAGGACGGAGCAACGAUUGACAUGGCGCACUUGGACACACGUUUCCUGUUUUUUGGCACCACGAGAAGCUUGCAGAUAAUUGGACUCAAGCAGGAGGAUAAAGGGACAUACAUGUGUCGGGCAGAGAACAGAGAAGAUUCUGUGGAUGCUGUGGCUCACAUACAAGUUCAAGUUGCUCCAAGAUUUGUGAAGCAGCCUGUCAGCACGCUGGCAUACGAAAAAGAAGAUGUAGAAUUGGAGUGUAACGUGUAUGGUGAGCCAGAGCCGUCCGUCUACUGGCUGAAGAACGGUGAAUUGCUGGUUGAGACUGAAUAUUUUCAGAUUGUUGGUGGCAACAACUUGAAGAUCCUGGGACUGGUGCGGGAGGACUCUGGGAUGUACCAGUGUGUGGCACAUAAUUCAGCAGGGGCCACUCAAGCUGCCGCUCAACUGCGAGUUCUCAAGUCAAGAAGGAGCAUGCCCUCAGACCCCACAGCCACCACCACCAUCAGCACAAUCAUUCAAGGCAUUCCUGAGCGAGGCUCCUACCUUCCCAAAGGUCGAGACUCGGAUGAGGUCCACCCUCAGGCUCCCUCUGCACCAAGACUCCUUCAGGCCAUCAUUGCCAGUAACAGGUUCAUCACACUAGCCUGGCAUGAACCUGAAUUCAAUAAUGACCAUAUUGUUGGCUACUCAGUUUUCUACAGGCAGGAAGACUCUCUCAGGGAACGAGUCCAAAAUGUGAGUGCCAGCUCCUCCAGUGAAGGGCUUGAUGAGUACAAAACUCAGAUCAGUGACCUCAUCCCUGGGAGCAACUACAUGGUGCGAGUGGUGGCCCACACCUCCAACGGACUGGUCGGAGCCUCCACUGAGGACGUGCGGGUUUUCACCAAGCCUGACCUCGAUCUUCCCUCAGCCCCAGAAAAUCUUCAAGUAGUUCCUACCUCUCCAACAAGUUUGGAAGUCACUUGGUCACCUCCAAGAAUAGCAAGAACACCUAUCAUUGGUUAUACUAUGUUUUAUAUGCAGGUUGGAUCAGCAGAAGAACAUGAAGUGGAAGUCACUGGCACAUCUUAUGACCUUCAAGGUCUUGACCAGUUUACUGAAUACAGUGUGUGGUUGACAGCUGUCAAUGGCAAUGGUAGAGGGGAUGCCACACCAGAAGUCACUGCCAGAACCUUCUCAGACGUGCCCUCAAAAGAGCCACAGAAUGUCACUGUUGAGGCAGCCAGCUCGGAGAGUCUCAUCAUCAGAUGGGAACCUCCACCAACUGAACACCAGAAUGGGAUCAUCACUGGUUACAAGAUCCGUUACAAGGAGCGAGGCAAAUCAGGAUCCUCCAAAACAAGAACCACAGAUGGUAACAGAAGACUCUUUCCACUUACAGAACUUAAGAAAAGCACCCCCUAUUCCAUUAAGCUUGCUGCCCUCACUGUGAACGGCACAGGUCCAUACACACAGUCCAAGCUGGCAGAGACAUUUGCUAAUGACCUAGAUGAAAACCGAGUUCCAGACAAACCUGUCAGUUUGAAAGCCGUAGCACUGACAGACCACAUCCGUGUGCGAUGGCAGCCCCCGGCACAGCACAAUGUGAUGCUGCGUGGCUACACUAUUGGCUGGGGCCGGGGAGUGCCAGACAUAUAUUCCAAAAUUGUGGACAGCAAGCAACGCAGUUACAUAAUCGAUAAACUAGAACCGAACACAGAGUAUGUGAUCAGCCUGCGGGCCUUCAAUAGUGUGGGAGAUGGCCAGCCAGUAUAUGAACAAGUGCGCACUCGGCCUGAGGAGGAGGAAAUAGCUCCAACCCUUGAGACUCCAGUGGGUGUGAAGGCAGUGGUGCUGACGCCCUUCACGGUGGCGCUGCAGUGGACGGACACCACGCUGAACAGAAAUCAAUACAUCAGUGAUACAAGAUACUACACCGUGCGCUACACCACCUUCUCCUCGGCAUCAUCCUCCAGCCCACGUUUCCGCUAUAUCAAUGCAACAGAUGUGACCUGUCUCAUUGACAACCUCAAGCCAUCAACAGUAUAUGAAUUUGCUGUGAAAACAAUUAAAGGUAAGCGUGAGUCUCCAUGGAGUCUGGUUGCCUCCAACACAACGCUGGUGGCCCGUCCAUCAUCUCCACCUCGAGAUGUAACAGUCGUCACCAUUCCUGAUGAACCCUCCACUGUCAUCUUCAACUGGCAGCCUCCAAAGCAAAAUAAUGGAAAAAUCACAGGUUAUGUGAUAUUCUACACCACUGACCCGACGGGAAGCGAUUGGGUGAUGGAGAACGUGAUGGGAGACAGAAUGACCUUCACAGUCCGUGGGUUGACACCUUCAACUCAAUACUUUUACAAAAUGCAUGCUCGCAAUGUGAAAGGCUUUGGGCCAUACUCAUCUGUAGGAAAUUUCACAACACUUCCAGCUGCUGGGAAGAGUAUUGGUGAACCUCCAGGCUGGUUUGUGGACAAAGGCAGCUUGAUUGUACUGGUCAUUGCUGGUGUCGCUGGAGCAGUUACAUUGCUGGGGGUUUUCGUGGCCCUCACACUGUACUGCAGGAGAGUCAAAACUGAACCUAGACCAAGCAUUGUUGUUGGUAGUUGUAGCAAAAGCAACAAGCCUGAUGUUCAGCCUCCAGAUCUCUGGAUUCAUCACGACCAUUUAGAGCUGAAAAAUUUUGACAAGGGGGAACGAAGUAACUCACCAAAUCAUGCAGCCAUUAUCAACCACACAGGACCAGAGUAUGAACCCGAUGACAAGAACACCACCUAUACAUCCACCUCCACCCUCGACCGCCGCACCCCUUACCAAUCCACCUAUCUGCGUGAUCAGCUGAGUGAAGAUGAAACGGAUAAAUUGUUGAACCGUCGCUCAUUCAAACCCAAACCUCUCAUUAUGUCUAUGGAUAUUUCCAAAGACCUGGUGGGUGGCAGCACGUCCAGCAGUGUGUACAGUGACGGCACACUAGGCCGCCCGGGAUACUCAAUGCCACAGUUUUCUUCAGCCGGCAGUCAGGGAUACAACUCACCAGCAGAAAACCCCUACAGUCCCAAUCCUACCAGCAGUGGACUGGCUGGUACAAUGGGACCUGGUGGCACUCCUCUAGAGGGUUUGUCUCUACCUCCCCAACCCUCACAGACUCUCCUAGGCAGUCUAGGGGGACCUUCAGGCUCAUCACAAUACAGCACAAUAAAUGGUGAGGGGAGCAACACUCUUGGGAAGCGGUCUGGCAAUCCUCUUCGGAGCUUUAGUGUUCCAGCGCCUCCCCAAUCAGCUCCCACAACACCUCAGCCUAAACACAUUGUUGCUGUGCGACCUCAGGGCAUCACAAGCCCCUUCAAGAAAUCCUUAGUUCCAGGAUCUUCUGGGCUGAGCAGCAGUGCUGGUCCUGCAGGACCCUCAGGACGCUGGACAGGUCCCUCAAUGCGGGUGGACUCUUUGCCUGAACAUGAAGAAGCCAAUGAAGCCCUCCUUCAUGGCUAUUCAACAGAAGAAUUGUCUCAGGAAAUGGCCAACCUUGAGGGGCUCAUGAAGGACCUCUCCGCCAUCACUGCCAACCAGUUCAAUUGCUAAAAUUGAAUGAUGGCCGGCUGCUGUUGCUUUCCUACAUAGUGCUUGGUCUACCAGUUUUACAUGAGUUUAGUUUCCUAUUCUUUAAGCACAACAUGCUCCAUUGCAUUUUCUCAGCAUCAUGAAAUAAACCCAACAGAUAUGUCAGUUUAGUGCCAGUACAUGAAAUUGGGUUUGUAUAUAAGCUCAAACAAACUAUAACAAUGUUAGAUGUUAGCAUCCAUAACUGCAGUAUGUAAGUUGACAGCCUGACAUUAUAUAUAUUUUUUUACAAAAAGAAAAUCAUCAUUAGAAGUGUAAUGAUUUUGAAAUGUAGGUUCCAUGUUUACAUGUGUAAGCCUUUGUCACUUGUAAGAGUUUCCACAGGCAUGUCCAACUUGUUUUCUCAAGUCCUCCACUGUCUAGGUCCCUCCUCAGGACUUUAUCUGAUGUCUUCUUUCGUCUACUUAGUAGCGCUAACUUUCAUUUCAAAGUAUUUGACAUACCUCUCCAAAUCUUUAUCAUCUUUUCCUUUCACACGGCCAAAUCAGUGCAGUGUACCAGUCUGGUAUACAAUCCCAGGUUUCUGCAACCGAACACAUUUGCUGGGCUAAAUUACUGAAUAUAUUACACGUCCACCUCACCAAGGUUUUUCAACAUACCCUUGAACAACCUGCAGUUCAUGACCAUAAAACACAUGCUGUAUUAAUCCAUCAAUUAGUAUACUACUUUUUUGAUAUUCCAGAUGAAAUUUGAAAGACCACCUUCAAAAUCAUUGUUUGAAUAUUUCUUGUGUUUUGUAAACAUGUACUGAGAUUACAUGAGCUGGUGUCCAAUCUUUAGUGAGAUUACCAAAGUAACUUAAGCUCCAGAUGCUAGCAAAGAAUUAAUGGACUACAGCAACAUUUAUCAUAACCCUUUGAUACGAUUGACAUUGAAUCAAAUAACCAGUACAAGAACCACUUCCUCUAACCAGGAAGAUGAGUUACCAGUGUCUGAGACUGCUAAAUUCAGUAUGGCAUGUCAGAAAACCACAAUAGUUGUUGUCAAUUUAAUUCAAUUUGACCAGAAUUUAGAAACAUGUGGUGAUAGAGGAUGUGUCAUGUUACAUCAAACAAAGGCUAUUUGAAUUUAGAAAUAUUCCUAAUGCUAAAUGAAGGAAUUAAGAGAUUUUCCUCAGCUGUCUGUUAUUCAUUUUUAGCUAAUAUAAAAGUAUGCCUCUCUCUUUCACAUUUGAAAUAUAUUCUGCAAAAUCUCUUGUUUUCUAAAAUCUGGGAUUGGUUGCAGUAAGAUGCUAUGAAGAUGAUCUGCUAAUCUUUUUUCUUUGUUAUAUUAAUUUGAAUGGACUGUACAAAUUUUUAUUAUUGUAUCUAUCAAUUAUGAAGAAUGUCAUUGUCUGCCUUGUGGAAAAAGAGGAGUUGAGCUCAUGAAUACAAAAAUGAAGGGCCCAUGUAAUUUAAAAAAGAGAAUGGACUUUAUUAAUGUAGUUCCUGCCAUGAGAAAUAUGUGCAUUAUAUAACUUGUCAACAGCUAUGUGAAGCAGCAGUAGUAAUAUUGAAUAUGUAUCAGACUUUGUAGUGGGAUUUCUUUAUGUUACUUAGACAAUAACAAUGAGCUUCAUUUUACUGUACAGUGACAUGACAUCCAGAACAUAAGUCAAAUCCUUGCUGUAGAUUCACAUGCUGCAGUGUGUGCUGUAUAAAAGUUUAUGAUGAGAUGGAUUCAGAAAUCAUUUUAUUUGUGUCAGUUGCAUGCAAAUGUAUUGUUUUCAUGAAGAUUACCAUGUUUUAAGAAAGGAGCUGUCACUGAUGCUGAACUGUGGUGCUUCCAAUUCCCCUCAGUUUCACAGCCUGUUAUUCUACUGGGCCCAGGUGUUGAAAGCAGCUGAACAAAUAUAAAUAUAGAAAAGUAAGUGUCUACAAUACUAUUAUGUGUAUUUUUUAAUGCAUGCUUCAUAUUUGUUGAACAUAGUAAAAUGCUAAUCUGGAAAGUGGUUAAAUAAUUGCAAGUUUAUUGGUUAAAGAAUUGAUAAGUAAUAAGAUUAUUACUAGUCAUCAAAUGUGGAGCAGAGAUAUGGUUAUGUUUUUUCAUGACUUCAUCUUAAGUUUAAACAAAAGAAGCUUCCUGUCUUUUAUAGUGAAUGGCAAUGUGAAAGAUGAGAUGGAGCCGAGUGGCUUCCAGCACUGUAUUGCUGAGAGCAGCUGAGUGGUGCCUAGUCAUGUUGAGGACCCAGUGUGUGUGUAUGUGCAUAAGUGUGUAUCUCGUGGUAAGAACAGUGAAUAUGUUGUGGUGUGCUGUGGCAUGUGAAAACACAGACAGGUGGCUUGCAUCACUUUGCUGAAUACUGAAAAGUCAUAGAGUAUAAAGGAUGAUUGAAUGACAAAUUUCUGAUUUUAAACUCACUGGAAGUAAAUAACAUGGUCUGUAGCAGUUUCAGGUCUCUGUGCUCAAUUAUACAGAAUCUACUUCAUUUGAUCAGCAAAUAACGAGUAAAGGAGUUCUACCCAGGUAACUGUUACACAAUACAGUACCAAUGCUUUGAAAAGAUUACAUCAAAAGUAAUGAUAUCGGUAUGGGGUCUAUCAGAUGGUCUUACAACAUAGUGCCCCCAUCCUAGAAAAAAGUUCCCUUAAGCACUAGAAGAGCCUUCCUGUGGCUGUCUGGAACUCCCCUCAGUUCGUUUAUUGCUGCCCAUUACAUGUGUUCUUUGUACAUGUAGCAUGUGUACAAACUAGACAUGCAUUUAUUGUUAAGUGUAAUUUUAAGAAAUUUUGUAUAGUGGAAUCUUUCAGAAACUACAACCUGGGUGUCCUUCCAGAUUGACAUUAUUCAUUGAUUGUCCAUCAGAAACAAGGUUUUGAGUUUUGUGACAGUUGAUUAUAUUAUUAUUAAAGAUGCUAAAAAGACUAUAUUUCAGCAAUAGAGGCAUUACACUGGCAAUGAAAAACUUGCAUAAGAUGUAGAAAUACUCCUUAAGUACUUGUAUAACCUCUUUCUUUUUAUUAUUUUUUCUUUUUUCUUCAUAGUAAUCCAAUUAAUCGAAUGCUUCUUAAAAAUCAUUUGAUAUUUUAUUGCACAAAAUACAUAAAUGUAAUCAUAUUAAGAACUGCUCCAUGUGUCUCAGUAAAUGACGGUGUUAUUGCCAUUAUCGUUUCAUCAUCAUUAUCAUCUUAACUGUCAUCAUCAUAAUCAUCAUAUUCACAGCUUUCAUUGUAUUCAUUAUUAUCACAUUAAUAUCAUUGUCAUCAUCAUUGUCAUCAUCAUCAUCAUCAUCAUCAUUAUCAUCAUCAUCAUCAUCAUCAUUGCAUAUUGUCACAUACAUAAACUGCCAUCUUAUUCAUAUGUCAAUCAUGCAUUUAGCUGCAUUUGUACUUUCAGGUAUCUGGAAAAAACUUUAUUUUAUUUAUUUAUUUUUUUUUUCAUGCUGAACAAAAAUUAGGACUUUUUUCCAUUUUAAUAUCUUAUGAGUUACUUUGUUUAUAAGUUUAAGGGUUAAAUUCAUAGGCUUUUUUUUUUUCACUGGAAAAGAAGGUUUUUUCAUUAAUUCAAGGAGUAAUGCUGUGUGAUAAACUAAUUUUUACAACCAAUAUUGCAAUUUUGUGUUCUGUUAUUAUCUUACACUAUAUCUAAAAAGUUUAGUUAUGAAAUUAGUACUUUGAUUGGAAUAUGUACAUUCUACAGCUUUUUUUUUUCCCAUACAUAUAUUUUUAUCUUCAAGCUUUUGGAUAACUAGAUGCAUAAGCUGGAAAGUCCUAAUUUUUGUCUUGUCAUCGCAUCUUGAGAAGUUUCCAGAUACCUUUACAAGAUAGGAAAUGCAUUUGUAUAAAUGCUCAUAAAUUUAAUAGUUUAAUCUUUGUAAGAUCAAAUUUGUAAUACCACUUGCCAUGUAUAUAAGAUUUAGUUUUCAAAUAAAGUUUUAAAUGACUGAUAGGAAUUUAUGAUUAAUUUUGUACAUUGGUGUUUGUGUGGUAUGCAGUUUGUAGGGUUGGGUGGCUGCAGUGUUCAGGCAAAAGAAGCUGGCUGGCUAUGGCUGCAUAACAUUUCCUAGGACCAAUAUUUUUUUAUCAUUCUUAUUAUUUUUAAUAUCUGUAAGAAUCAUAGAUGCAGUAUGCAUUUGGUCUAAGGAAAAAAUCCUUUUGAAAGAUCUGAAUUUUAUAUACACAAACUGCAAAUUUUGUAAUGCAAGGAUAUUUUUUAAGAGCUUAGAAAAAUAAGUGCAAGUGGUAAAUGCUGAAAAUAUAAUGAUGCUUUGAUUGUAAACAAGAAAAUAUGUAUUAUUCUUUGAAUUAUGAUUGGGGACAAGGUUUAGUUACAUGGCUGCAUCAGACAACAAGAGAAAGAACUGAAAUUUAUAGUGGAGUGAUGCUGAUCUGCCAGAAUUAUAUUCUUCAGCCACAGAAUCCUGACAAACAGGUUCCUUCCAAGAAUUCUCUUGUAAAAAUAGUCACAAAAGAUAUUCUUAAUAAAAAUGAUGUAUA
Portunus trituberculatus (swimming crab) is the source of this 9040-nucleotide messenger RNA. It is a transcript of the gene fra, whose product is annotated as neogenin-like. Gene Ontology annotation, molecular function: protein binding. The coding region runs from base 177 to 4586 and encodes 1469 amino acids. Lineage: Eukaryota; Metazoa; Arthropoda; Malacostraca; Decapoda; Portunidae. The transcript has 30 exons. The record is from RefSeq and is a predicted model, not a curated record. Gene Ontology annotation, biological process: cell-cell adhesion. Gene Ontology annotation, cellular component: membrane.